AUGAAGUUCAAUUUUGCCACUGGCCUGGUGUGUUUACUUGCUACCACCGAAGCUGUAGGAGCUUCGAGCUGGUGGAGCAAAGCUGUCUACAACAAAUGGCACGAAACUGAGCUGGAACGAUGGCUCUCCGACCACGACAUUCCUUACCCCUCCCCCGCCGACCGCAGGGAUCUCGAGAACCUUGUCAAGUCCAACUGGGACAGCCGGGUCCAGAAGCCUCUGGGCCAGGCUUCUGACACCAUCUCGGAUGAGCUUCACCAAGCGAGAGAAUGGGUCUUUGACACCUGGUCGGACUCCCAGCUGAAGGCAUUCCUUGAUCGCCACGGCAUUCCCGCCCCUCAACCCCGCAAGCGCGACGUCCUGAUCAAGACCGCCCGCGAGAAUUAUGAAUCCGUUGCGAACAAGGUUGGCGAGACCGCAUCCUAUCCCGGUAAUUGGCUGUAUGAACAAUGGACCGAGUCCGACCUCAAGGAGUGGCUUGAUGAGCGCGGAUGGCCUGUUCCCCAGCCCACCACCCGGGACCGUCUUAUCGCCUCUGUCCGCCGCAACUCUCGUCUGGCCAGCUCGCAGGCCCGUAACCUCGCUUCAUCUGCAAUCUCGUCUGCCCAAGCUGCCCAGUCCUCUUUGGGCGAUGAGUUGUUCAAUGCCUGGUCUGAUUCCAGGUUGAAGGAGUUCCUUGACGAGCACAAUGUCAAGGUACCCCAGGGCUCGAAGCGCAAUGAGCUCAUUGCCCUUGCCCGCAAGAACCGCGCCUAUCUCGUCGAUCAAGCUGCUAGUGCCUCUUCUGUUGCUUCUUCCGCUGCUUCGGAUGCCUUUGGCGCCGCUACCACCCGGGCUGGCAACCAAUAUGCCAAGGCUACUGAUGACGUCAAGCUGAAGGUUGAGGAUCAGUUCGACGCUGCGGCCAGCACUUGGUCCGACUCUCGCCUCAAAGCCUUCCUCGAUGCCCGUGGUGUCCCCGUUCCCCAAAACGGCAAGCGCGAUGAGCUGCUUGCCAAAGUUCGCUCCAGCGCGCACAAGGCUUCUGGUGGAUGGAAUGAGUACAACUUCGAUACCUGGGAUAAAGAGCACUUGAUCAAUUACCUGUCUGCCAUGAAUGCGAAGGCCGCAAAGAAGGCCGAUGCCUCUCGUGAAGAGCUGGCCAAGCAAGCUAAGGACGCAUACAUCAAGGCCUCCAAGGCUGGUGGCGAUCAGUACGCCUCAGCUACCUCCAACCUCGCCGUGGCUACCGGUUCCGCCAAGGACACUACCUUUGACAGCUGGACGCACUCCGAGAUCAAGAAGUAUCUUGAUUCUUACGGCAUCCCCGUGUACCAGGGCUCAAGCAUCAACGAUCUCCGCGCAGCUGCUCGUCGUCACGCUACCUACUUCAAGUACGGUACUAACACCCCUCAGGACACCAUCUAUGCCAAGAUCAUGGAGACUGUCAACUGGGUUGUUGAUCAAAUCAAGGUCGGAGCCUCCAGCGGCCGGGCCCAGGGCCAAGAGGCGGCCGAAAAGGCCCGCGCGAAGGCGUCUGAGCAGUCCCAGAAGAUUCGCUCGGAGCUGUAA
This is a messenger RNA of Penicillium atrosanguineum, 1551 nucleotides long. It is a transcript of the gene ish1, whose product is annotated as double-strand break repair enhancer MSC1. Bases 1 to 1551 code for a protein of 516 amino acids. The record is from RefSeq and is a predicted model, not a curated record. The transcript is spliced from 5 exons. NCBI's taxonomy places the organism in Eukaryota, Fungi, Ascomycota, Eurotiomycetes, Eurotiales, Aspergillaceae.